ACGUCAUUGAGGCAUUAGCAAAGGGCAGGAGAAAGGGCACUGAGCGCGAGACUUACGGCGCUGCUCAUGGACAGGCGGGACGGUUAAGGUGAAAGAGGGACAUGGAGAGACGGAGCUGUGGAGUCCGCCGCGCCUGCACUCUGACCCUGCUGAUGGUUUCCCUGUGUCCGCUGGGCACCAGAGCCAACUGGAUGUGGCUUGGCGUGAGCACGGCGGGAGUACCGGAGAAGACUGGCUGUGCUAACUUACCAUUCAGUCCCAAACAGAAGGACUUGUGCCGGAAAAAGUUGUUCCUGUUGCCCAGUAUCCAGGACGGGGCUCGCCUGGCCCUCUCCGAGUGCCAAAGUCAGUUCAAACAUGAGCGAUGGAACUGUUCCAUCAAUGAUCAGCCGUCUCUGUUUGGACAUGAAUUAACCAGCGGAACCAAAGAGACUGCGUUCAUCUAUGCAGUGAUGGCAGCGGGGCUGGUGCACGCCGUGACCCGCUCCUGUAGUCAGGGCAACAUGACAGAGUGUGGCUGCGACGCCCGACUGAAGGGCACGGCCUCGGCAGCACAGGGCUGGCACUGGGGGGGCUGCUCUGACCACAUCCAGUACGGCACCUGGUUCAGCCGCAAGUUCAUGGACAGCACCUCCAAGAACAUGUCUCUGCUGCCCAAAGGAUACACUCUGCUGACCAUGAACCAACACAACAGCGAGGCCGGACGACAGGCCAUUGAAAGAACAAUGUCGACUGACUGCCGCUGUCAUGGAGUAUCUGGAUCAUGUGCUGUAAAGACCUGCUGGAGAACUAUGGCACCUUUUGGCCGAGUUGGAAUGUACUUAAAAGAACGCUAUGAACGGAGUGUUCAUGUUUUGGAUCGAUUUAAGAAAAAAUGGAAGAGGAAGGAACGUGAUGUUACUGUGGACAAACACAAACUCAUUUACAUGAACAAGUCCCCUAAUUACUGUCUGGAAGACCAGCACUUGGGCGUGGCUGGCACCAGAGGGCGCCGCUGUAACCGCAGUUCUCAUGGGCCUGAUGGAUGUAACCUAUUGUGCUGUGGUAGAGGAUACAACACCCAUGUGGUGCGCAAUGUGGAGCGCUGUGAGUGUAAGUUUGUGUGGUGCUGCUACGUCCGCUGCAGGCGCUGUGAAAGCAUGAAUGACAUGCACACCUGUAAAUGAGGGAGUCAUCCCACUGUAAAU
This is a messenger RNA of Periophthalmus magnuspinnatus, 1187 nucleotides long. It is a transcript of the gene wnt16, whose product is annotated as wingless-type MMTV integration site family, member 16. The record is from RefSeq and is a predicted model, not a curated record. Gene Ontology annotation, cellular component: extracellular region. NCBI's taxonomy places the organism in Eukaryota, Metazoa, Chordata, Actinopteri, Gobiiformes, Gobiidae. Gene Ontology annotation, molecular function: cytokine activity; frizzled binding. The transcript has 4 exons. Gene Ontology annotation, biological process: multicellular organism development; canonical Wnt signaling pathway; cell fate commitment. The coding region runs from base 102 to 1166 and encodes 354 amino acids.